AUGAGCGCCGCAGCGGACGUUAUCGUCCUCUCUUCAUCCCCAGAUCGCAUUCCCAACGGUUCUCCAGUACUGCCUGCUCAUGAUCCCGCGAAGCUGUUCGACUUGUCCCCGCCAAGUGCAUCUUCGUCUCCGGUACGAUCACCAUCAGAGUUAUUCCAAAUUUCUACGCGUUCCAGGUUUUUUGAGCUUGAAACCCCAUCACGGAACAAGGAAAACAAGACACCCAAGGAACCACCAGUCAGAAAGGUUAACACCACUUCUAAAGCAAAAAGCGCUUCCUCACAGGACAAACCCAAGCGGAGGGGCAGGAAGCCCGCAAGCGAGUCGCAGACGGUACUCGGUGACUCGGGACUUGCUGGCCUAGCACAACAGAGCGCACCGAAGAAAACUGCAGGCGCCAGGAAGAAGCGCGUGGAUAGCGAGGGCAAGCGUGGAAAAGCUACGAACAGAACUAUAAUGGGGAGGGUUGCGAAGUCUGGCAAUGUGCAGGCUAAACCGCCUCAGGAGAAGAUUAUGGAUGUGUCGACUCCGAACGCCUUGCCGCCAACGAAACCUGCCAGUGGGGUCGUUAGUCUAGAAAUUGAUGGUCUACAAUUAGAAACUGCUAUGAAGCGGAGAAUAGAUUGGACGCCCACUAAGGAUACUACUGCGCGAACGGUAGAGUCGAGUCAGCAGGAGGUUGCAGAAGCCAACCCCCAAAGUUUUGGUAGCCUGCUGUCUGAGUUAUUUGGUUCAUCGAAGCCAGCAUCGCAUGAUAUCGACGAUAAGAACCUCACUGAAGAUAGCCAGCAGAAACAGCCAGAACCCAAGCAGAAACCGAAGAAACAGACAAAGAAAUUUACGACACUUACAGCUCGUGUAACAGCAAGUUAUCUCAAUAACUCCCACGAGGGAUCAGAUUCGUCAAGCAAAGAAACCACUACUUCUCGAGAAAAUGCAGCAACUUCAAGAACAAGAGGCUCGAAAAGGAAAGGGAAAGCCACCUCAAAACCUAAGGAGCCCGAAUUCAUAGUUCUUUCACCCGAAGCAGCUGCAAAGUCGCUAGAAAACCAAGAACUCAUUUUCGGAACUUGUAGUCAAUUAGAGCGAGAGGAUUCUCCAACCUCGCUAAAAGAGCUACAGGCAGCCAUCAGUGAGUCGGAGAGGUACGCUGUGGCAGAGCCCUCUCCUCUGAGUUCAACACUAUGUGCAACACCCACCUCACGGUUUACUACUGCAAGAGGUCUAUGGUCUGUUGCAGCCAGAGACUUAGAAGGGUCAUUGAUUCGCCAAACGGAAGUUGUGGACUUGGUGGAUACACCUGAGCCUGCUAAGAUGACGACCUCGACCAACGAUAGCCGUAAUGAGAAGGCGUUGGAGGAUGCAGCCACUGUCCCUCCUAAAGAACCGUUUGAUUUGCCCAAGAGUGAGCCCCCUAAGCUCAAAGCUAUCCCAGCCGCGAAGAAAGAACCAUCCCCAGCACCUGGUAUGCCCACGAUUAAAGCUAGCGACAACCUUAAAGGAACCACCUCGCAACAUUCCAAGCCGCAACCUAAGAUGCCGAAUUACAACGGCUUCACGGAUGCCGAAUUGUCGAGACAGGUCGCCUCGUACGGUUUUAAGCCCGUAAAGAACCGAAAGGCAAUGAUCGACCUUCUUCAAAAAUGCUGGGUGUCUAAGCAUGGUAAAGGCACAACCUUCGAAACCCAAGCUGGCUCGCAAAACACAUCUACAGAACCAACUCCUGUCCUCACCUCUUCCGAACCCAACACAUCUCAGAAACAGCCACGCAAAACCGCUACCUCACGAAAAACAGCCGCAAAGUCCAAAACAAACCCCGACUCAAACCCACCCCCAAAAAUAAAUUCCAGGAAAACGCCAUCAAGCAGCGAUGCUACCAAAGCCCCGAGCAUUCAAUCAAAACCAACUCAACCACCGCCGAUACAGUCCCUCAGCAACGUCGAAGAAAUCGAAGACUCAGAAGAAGAAACCCUCCCUUCACCCUUCCGAAUCCAAAACAGAUAUACACCCCAACCCCCCGAAACCAGACAAGCCUUACCUGUCUCAAAAACACUAUAUAGCCCAUCUCGCCCCAAACCCCGUACCACCAAGUCAACGACUAAUAACAGCGCAACCCUCAAUCAGAAACAACCAGACUUAGCCGACCAAAUCUUCAAGGCCAUGCACGCACAGCCAGCCGGAACGCCUAGUCGUCCGAGCUGGCACGAAAAGAUCCUCAUGUACGACCCCAUUAUCCUCGAGGAUUUCGCCACCUGGUUGAACACCGAGGGUCUAGGUCUCGUUGGCGAGGAUCGGGAAGUCAGUGCCGCUUUCUUGAGAAAAUGGUGUGAGAGUCGGGGGAUUUGCUGUUGCUAUCGAUGA
This is a messenger RNA of Aspergillus oryzae RIB40, 2361 nucleotides long. RefSeq names its product protein slx4 (gene slx4). The record is from RefSeq and is a predicted model, not a curated record. The coding region runs from base 1 to 2361 and encodes 786 amino acids. Gene Ontology annotation, biological process: DNA repair; DNA replication. Lineage: Eukaryota; Fungi; Ascomycota; Eurotiomycetes; Eurotiales; Aspergillaceae. Gene Ontology annotation, cellular component: nucleus; Slx1-Slx4 complex. The transcript has 2 exons. Gene Ontology annotation, molecular function: 5'-flap endonuclease activity.